Rotaria sp. Silwood2 is the source of this 1161-nucleotide messenger RNA. Lineage: Eukaryota; Metazoa; Rotifera; Eurotatoria; Philodinida; Philodinidae. The record is from the annotation of a GenBank genome assembly.
AUGGAUAAAAAAUCGUCCGAAAACGAACCUAUAGACAAUGAUGAUCAACCAAAAUCUUUAAUAAAAAGAUUCUACCUGACACUUCGUUCAAAUUGGAUUCCAUUAUUAUUUGCAUUAAUAAUAACUAUAUUAACAAUAAUUGUUGUUCCUAUUAUUUAUUCUAUUCCGAAAAGUGUCCCUCAUUAUAAUGGUACUAAUUUAGCUUGGGAUAUAAACGGAGCAACAUAUGUUGACAAAAAUAGUCUUUUUAAUAAAAUAAAUCUAACAUUGGGAAAUAUAUCUGCAUUAGCAUUUGAUCAAGAAAAUAAUCUUCAUUUUGUUGAUCAAACAAAUAAUAGAAUACUAAAAAUAACAAAUGAUAAAAUCGAAAUAAUUGUUGGUCAUCAAAAUGGUACAAAUGGUUCUGAUCAAACUUCUUUAUAUUCUCCCAAUGAUAUUCAUAUUGAUAAAUCAAAUAAUAUUUAUAUUGCUGAUACAUUAAAUCAUAGAAUUCAAUUAUUUAGUAACACAGAUAAUAAAUAUAUUAGCACUGUUUUUGGAACUGGUCAACAAGGUUCGGGAAGUAAUCAAUUGAAUUGUCCAAUGGGAGUUACAAUCGAUGAUUAUUCAACUAUUUACAUAGCUGAUUAUGGAAACAAUCGUAUCAUAUCAUUUAAGAGAAAUAAUAAUGUAGCAGAAAUAUAUCUUAAAAAAAAUGAAAAUAAUCAAGAAAGAAAUGAAUAUGUUAUGAGUCCAAUAUCAAUUAAAUAUGAUUCUGUAUCAAAGACAAUUGUUAUUGCUCAAGAAACAGGUUUUAAUGUUAUUCGAUGGCAUAUUGAUUCAACAUAUUGGACAUUAAUUGCUGGAUCAGCUAGUUCUGACCUUAGUGGAAUAUCAAGAACAUUAUUUAAUAAAUUACGUCAUGUUUAUGUUGAUAGAUUUGGACAUCUAUAUGUUGCUGAUUGUUUUAAUCAACGUAUUCAAUAUUUUACAUAUUCUCUUGAUGAAUUAGUCAAAGGUAAAACAAUAGCUGGUGUUAUUUUAGCUUAUGGAAAUAAUUCUUAUAUAUUUAAUCAACCAACGGCUAUUGCUCUUGAUCAAGAUCAAAAUCUUUAUGUUGCAGAUUCAUUAAAUUAUCGUAUACAAUUAUUUAAACAAACUUCAUUUAUACCAACAAAUUAA